CGCGAGUCAACUCGUCCCGGACUCGGAUGAAGCUUCAUGAUGGGUUAAUUGGUUAUAAGAUUUUGGAAACCUAACCCCAACGACGUAGUAUCGCUAGUCGUCGCGCUAACCCUCGGACAGUUGCAAGAAUCAUGCGCUAGAUCCUCUCUGGAUCUAGAAGUUCAUCCAUCUGUGCUCUCCACAGUCCACACCUUCUACAAUUUAUUUGGUCAGCCUCCAUUGCUUUCUCAGAAGGGCUCAAAAUCCUAGGCUCUUCUUAUCAGCUACUCGACUAUACCCACGUGGCAAAGAUCCACUCUUUUGGGAGGUCUCCCCUCCAUCUGACGGUCAUCUCUUUGCAUCAUUUUCAUCAAUUGGUAGAGACAUCGGAGACGUGGCUAACACAGACCCCAAAUCCAGACAUUAAACUCACUCCCUCCCUCCCUCCCUCCCUCCUGUCUAGUGUAGUCUCUCGGCAAUCCUGAGCAACAGCAGUCUGUUCUUUCUGGGGAGAGAGGAAUAAGAAGAACCAGAAGAGAGAAGAUGGCUUUAGCAGUAAAGGCAUUACCUUUCACGUUUGUGGCGCACGCGAUUGCGGUCGUGGCUGCAGUCAUGGUUUUGGUUUGGUGCAUCCACUUCAGAGGCGGCUUAGCUUGGGAGGACACCAACAAAAACCUUAUCUUCAAUCUUCACCCCGUGCUGAUGCUGAUCGGCCUUAUCAUCAUAGGAGGCGAAGCUAUAAUAAGCUACAAAUCUCUCCCUCUGAAGAAACAAGAGAAGAAACUCAUCCACCUGGUCCUCCAUGCCGUUGCACUCAUCCUCGGAAUCAUUGGCAUCUACACGGCAUUCAAAUUCCACAACGAAAGCGGCAUCGCCAAUCUCUACAGUUUGCACUCCUGGCUUGGCAUCCUCGUCAUUUCCCUUUACGGCAUCCAGUGGGUAUAUGGAUUCCUCAUCUUCUUCUACCCCGGAGGUUCGAGCGCCCUUAGGAGCGCGUCCCUUCCCUGGCAUGUGCUGGUCGGGCUGUUUGCAUUUGUAUUGGCAGUCGGCACUGCAGCAAUCGGGUUCCUUGAGAAGCUGACUUUCCUUCAGAACUCCGGACUGGCUAAGUACGGAUCCGAGGCUUUGCUUGUGAACUUCACUGCUGUGGUCACCAUUCUGUAUGGUGCCUUCGUCAUGCUGUCUGUACUCGGUCAGAAGCAGGCUGAAGAUGACUACUAUACAGCCAUAUAAGUAAAGCCUAGAGAAUCUGGUUUGUGUAUUGGAGGAGGGAAAAGAACGAGGUUUGAUCUGGUAAUAUUGCGUAGUACCCGUUCCACGGUGUAAUGUACAAUCGGCACGAUGGAUCCUGUAAUGUAGAGCUUAUUUCUAUGUGUGUGUAUAUUUGGCCAUGGUGAUUCUCUUAUGUUACAAGUUACAACAGA
Messenger RNA from Linum tenue, 1403 nucleotides. NCBI's taxonomy places the organism in Eukaryota, Viridiplantae, Streptophyta, Magnoliopsida, Malpighiales, Linaceae. The record is from the annotation of a GenBank genome assembly.